AUGACCCUUUCUACUAUUGGGUAUGUUAGGCUAUGGGACGCAUCAUAUCUUAAUCCUGUGACAAAAAUACCUUUAAUACAUACAAAUGAAAAUGUAUGCUUAUCAAUGAAUUCCAAAGUGAAUCUGUAUGCUGUUGGAUCUCAGGCGCAUAUAUCAAUUGUGGACCCACGGACAUCGUCUAUAGUUCAUGAAAUUGAUUCUGUAGAUGAGGGUUGGGGUGUUCGUUCCUUAAAUUUUGAUGAUCAUAUAAUUACAACUGGAGGUGGCUACGGAAGGCUUUCCUUUUAUGAUAUGCGUGCGCAAAGCUAUCUUACAUUCAAUACAUCAAAUGAUGAAUCGUCAGUAACAUGUAAUUAUAAAGAAACAGGUUCAGGUUGGUUGAAUGCUAUUUAUACACUUUCAUAUGAUGAAUCAGGUACAAUGCUGUUUACAGGUGGUGGUCCUUUACAACUUGGGCUAAAAGGCUCGCACGCAACAAUUUGGUCAUAA
This is a messenger RNA of Dentiscutata erythropus, 489 nucleotides long. The record is from the annotation of a GenBank genome assembly. NCBI's taxonomy places the organism in Eukaryota, Fungi, Glomeromycota, Glomeromycetes, Diversisporales, Gigasporaceae.